AUGGCAGAAGAAGAUCCCGCCGAUGUCUUUGCCUUCCCGGACUUCGGCCAGACUUCCCAAUGGCUGAAGCUGUCACCCGGUCCUAAUGACCACUUCUUCAAUGCCAAGAUUGAUGCUUCAGAGCAACCAUUCUACAAAACCAUCAACAGAGCUGCAGCCGGAUUCUUCAAGUUGCCUGCCUCCUUAGGCUUUGACAACCUCAAUGGACACGACUCCAAAAACGAUGGCAGUGCUUUCAUCCCUGAACCGCUUCACGAUAUCAAACUACCGGACCUCGAUAUAUUCGAUGAGAUAUGGCAACAUAGCGACGUACCACCGGCUACCAGCGCCGAAUUCAAGACCUGGGAUGCGUUUACCAUGCCGGAGAUCCCUCCGGCCUCGCCUCUGUUCAUUACCGAAACUGGCCCUGUCGUAUACGAUGCUGCCAUCGUCUCAGACGAAGACCCCCUUGGCAUUGGCAAUAAGAAGCAUAGUAUCGUCCAAAGCAGUCCAUAUACCACAGCCCUGUUGGCCCUUGCUCUUGGCAGAGGCUCAGCAUUCUUCACGUGGAGCACUGAAAAGAGAUGCUUCACCCCGGACUUGGAGAGCAUGAGGAUAUCCGGUUAUUCUGCAGAGGUCCUACAAGGCCUUCAGGCGUGUUGCCUCGAGUGCGGAAAGACGACACGGUUCCUGUCGAGUUAUGUUCAGCUUACAUACAAGACCCACCCCAGUGCUGUCAGGGUCGCGCUGGCAAAGGCAGUUGAUGUUCUCCUCCUAGCUGUACAGCGCCAACUUGGAGAGCGUGGAAGACAAGUGCGAUCACUGUUACAAUUACAAUCUCUGGUUCAACCAGUUCGGUCUGUCUUGACCUAUUUCAAAUCUAUGAUCGCGAAGGUGUCGAGGAGCAGGACGGACGAGGCCAUGCUAUCGUUGAUCUUCGACGAGACACAGAACCUAGAACACGGGGAUGCGUUGCUCAGCGAAAUCAUGCGAGAGGUCCUGUCGCGAGCGUCAGAGCCCUGGACCGACUUUGCUGAGAAGUGGGUAGGGGUCAAAGCCGAAGAAGGUAUUCCGAUAACGAAAGAGGGACCUGGCAAGAGUUUUGUCAGGGUCGAUAAUAUCGCCAUGAUGGAUGACUUUGGGUUUGAAGCAGAAGAUCCUGACUACAUCCUCGAUGAAACCCGCAUGCCGGGUUUUGUACCCGGAGAAGUCGCUCUGGUAUUGUUUGAGACAGGCAGAAACCUGCGGCUUUUACGUACCCACCACCCGGAGCACCCGCUCUGCCAUAUAAAGCUCAUCAUGUCGAGCAAACCACCUCCCCUCGAAUGGUGUUUCGACUGGAAAACUAUCGGUCAGCUUCAGGAUGAAGUGUGGGAUUACGCCAAAUCCGUGGCGGAGAAGAUUCAGGAUGAGACGGCGAAUAUAAGUUCAAUACAUGACGACGCCGAAGGUAGAGGCCUUCACUCAGCCCAUGGCGACGGAGGGUUGCAAUGCUUCGGACACGAUGGUGAGCAGCUUGAAGGACGCUUAUUGGCAUCGAUCAAAGCGCUGAACCAGCCACCGUCAGCGGUCUUCGAGGAAGAUGGCCUGUCGAGUUUGCUGCGAAAGCGUCUAUUCAAUGAUGACGAGUCAUCCCAGCAGGCCGUGGCUGACUUCACUCCGCAUUGGUCACUGAUACCACUACAUUCGUUUGGUCCACUCGUUACGGUGCAAGCAAGGAUAGUAAACCGAGAGUACAUGAAACUGCUUUUUGGUGCUCACAACCUACGUGAGCACCUUGGCGUACAGAAGCAAUUUCAGCUCUUGGGGAACGGCCUCUUCUGUAGCCGACUCUCGCAUGCACUGUUUGACCCCGAUCUCGAGACAGCUGAGCGGCAGGCUGGCGUGGCUCGGAACGGUGGUGUCAUGGGCCUCCGACUGAACGGGAGGGAUAGCUGGCCUCCCGCUAGUUCGGAGCUUCGGCUCGCUUUGAUGGGUGUUCUUAACGAGAGCUAUCCAUCCUCGGCGCCGCCAGAGUCACGAUAUGCUGGCCCAGAGAGCAACAAGCUUCCUGGCGACCUCAGUUUUGCUGUACGCGACCUUUCACCCGAGGAGAUCGAUAGGUGCCUGGACCCGAGUUCGCUCGAGGCGCUGGACUUCCUACGGCUAUCCUACAAGGCUCCUGCGCCGCUCUCGCCGAUCAUUCCGCCCGUGGUUCUGGUCAAGUACGACAAGAUCUUCAAGUUGUUACUUCGCGUGCUCCGAAUGCUCUAUGUUGUGGGCCAACUCUUCCGAGAUACAUCGACAAGACUGAACCAGAACCAUGAUGUGGACGAGACAUGGUUGCGUUUCCGCUUUGAAGCGCAACAUUUCGUCUCGAGCAUAAGUACCUACUUCUUCGAUACAGGAGUGGAGAGACCAUGGCGGAGGUUUGAAAGCUGGCUUGAUCGAGUUCAGUCGGAUCUCCUGAAAGACGACAUUGACUCUAGAGAGGCCCGGGUACUAAGCCCGGACGAGGUUCGCGAAGAACACGAGCAGAUGCUGGAUCGCAUGAUGCAGACAUUGCUGUUGAGGAAGAGGCAGCAACCGGUGUUGAAGUUGGUCGAGGAGAUAUUCUCACUGAUCCUCAGGUUCUCGAGGCAGGCUCAGCUGGAAGUGUCCGGAAAAGUGGAAGGUGACGCUACCAAAAUGCUGCUCCAGAACCUUUAUGCUACCUUCAAGACGAAGGUGGAGGUUUUUAUCACGGUAUGUCGAGGCCUCGGUGAAAAGGAGGCCGCCACAAAAAAAGCGACGAAGCACGAUUUGACGACUGAUGACACCAAGCGAGGUGAAGACUUGAGGGAGGAGAAUACUAUUGAUAGACUUUUGGCCAAGUUGCAGAUUUCGGGCUACUACUCUCAGGCGAGGCCCGGACUGUGA
This is a messenger RNA of Anthostomella pinea, 2877 nucleotides long. NCBI's taxonomy places the organism in Eukaryota, Fungi, Ascomycota, Sordariomycetes, Xylariales, Xylariaceae. The record is from the annotation of a GenBank genome assembly.